Messenger RNA from Bombina bombina (fire-bellied toad), 2173 nucleotides. Its product is annotated as oocyte zinc finger protein XlCOF6-like. The record is from RefSeq and is a predicted model, not a curated record. The transcript is spliced from 2 exons. The coding region runs from base 23 to 2125 and encodes 700 amino acids. NCBI's taxonomy places the organism in Eukaryota, Metazoa, Chordata, Amphibia, Anura, Bombinatoridae.
GGAGCUGUAGCUGGACAAACACAUGAAUAGUUCAUAUCCAUUCUUCACUACAGGAAGUAUCAGAAUGAUACCACAGACUAAAACAUUUUUAGACACUAAUGAAUAUUCACAAACAUUGGGGAAAUCACAACAGAUAUUUAAAGGAGAUGGUGAAUUGUCAGGAACUGGGCAGCAAUCAUUAUGUACAGAGAGUAAUUUAGUCAUCAAACAAGAGGACAAGAAUUAUGCAUUAUCUAGUGAAAUUAUUAUCCCUGAGGAUAAGCCACAAACAUUUACUGAGUUUUCAAAAAAAAUUAAAGAAGAGGAAAGUCUACAGUCUAGCCAAAUGAUUCAUACAAAGGAGAGACCUUUCAAAUAUACAGAAUGCGAGAAAAACUUUAGAUAUAAGUCUCAUCUCCUAGAACAUCCUAAAAUUCACACAGGAGAGAAAUCACACACAUGUACUGAGUGCAACAAAUGUUUUAUACAAAUGACAAAACUUAUAGCUCAUGAAAGGACCCACACAGGGGAGAAAUCAUUUAGCUGUACAGAGUGUGGAAAAAGUUUUACACAAAUAAAUAAUCUGAAAACUCAUAAAAAGAAUCACACAGGAGAAAAGCUUUUCACAUGUACAGAGUGUGGAAAAAGUUUUACACAAAUGGAUCAUCUGAAAACUCUUGAAAGGAUUCACACAGGAGAAAAGCCUUUCACAUGUAAAGAGUGUGGAAAAAGUUUUACAAAAACGGAUCAUCUGAAAACUCAUGAAAGGAUUCACACAGGAGAAAAGCCUUUCACAUGUACACAGUGUGGAAAAAGUUUUACACAAAUGGAUCAUCUGAAAACUCAUGAAAGAAUUCACACAGGAGAAAAGCCUUUCACAUGUAAAGAGUGUGGAAAAAGUUUUACAGAACAUAGUAAUCUGAGAAAACAUGAAAAGAUUCACACAGGGCAAAAGCCUUUCACAUGUACAGAGUGUGGAAAAAGUUUUAUAGAAAAUAGUAGUCUGAGAAAACAUGAAAAGAUUCACACAGGAGAAAAGCCUUUCACAUGUACAGAGUGUGGAAAAAGUUUUACACGAAUGUAUCAUCUGAAAACUCAUGAAAGGAUUCACAUAGGAGAAAAGCCUUUCACAUGUACAGAGUGUGGAAAAAGUUUUACACGAAUGUAUCAUCUGAAAACUCAUGAAAGGAUUCACAUAGGAGAAAAGCCUUUCACAUGUACAGAGUGUGGAAAAAGUUUUAUAGAAAAUAGUAGUCUGAGAAAGCAUGAAAGGAGUCACACAGGGGAAAAGCCUUUCACUUGUACAGAGUGUGGAAAAAGUUUUAUAGAAAAUAGUAGUCUGAGAAAACAUGAAAGGCGUCACACAGGGGAAAAGCCUUUCACAUGUACAGAGUGUGGAAAAAGUUUUACACAAAUGGAUCAUCUGAAAACUCAUAAAAGGAUUCACACAGGAGAAAAGCCUUUCACAUGUACAGAGUGUGGAAAAAGUUUUACAAAAAUGGAUCAUCUGAAAACUCAUGAAAGGAUUCACACAGGAGAAAAGCCUUUCACAUGUACAGAGUGUGGAAAAAGUUUUAUAGAAAAUAGUAGUCUGAAAACUCAUGAAAGGAUUCACACAGGAGAAAAGCCUUUCACAUGUACAGAGUGUGGAAAAAGUUUUACACGAAUGUAUAAUCUGAAAACUCAUGAAAGGAUUCACACAGGAGAAAAGCCUUUCACAUGUAAAGAGUGUGGAAAAAGUUUUAUAGAAAAUAGUAAUCUGAGAAAACAUGAAAAGAUUCACACAGGGGAAAAGCCUUUAACAUGUACAGAGUGUGGAAAAAGUUUUACAGAACAUAGUAAUCUGAGAAAACAUGAAAAGAUUCACACAGGGGAAAAGCCUUUCACAUGUACAGAGUGUGGAAAAAGUUUUACAGAACAUAGUAAUCUGAGAAAACAUGAAAAGAUUCACACAGGGGAAAAGCCUUUCACAUGUACAGAGUGUGGAAAAAGUUUUACAGAACAUAGUAAUCUGAGAAAACAUGAAAAGAUUCACACACGGGAAAAGCCUUUCACAUGUACAGAGUGUAGAAAAAGUUUUACACAAAUGAUUCAUCUGAAAAAGCAUCAAAGGAUUCACAAGAGAAGAAACCUUUCACAUGUUUAGAAAGUGGAAAAAGUUUUUUUAUUGAAAUCAGGUAUCACAAAACACCAA